Messenger RNA from Sebastes umbrosus (honeycomb rockfish), 3426 nucleotides. It is a transcript of the gene pld5, whose product is annotated as phospholipase D family member 5. The record is from RefSeq and is a predicted model, not a curated record. The transcript is spliced from 12 exons. NCBI's taxonomy places the organism in Eukaryota, Metazoa, Chordata, Actinopteri, Perciformes, Sebastidae. Gene Ontology annotation, molecular function: catalytic activity. The coding region runs from base 1361 to 2821 and encodes 486 amino acids.
CCGAGUUGUCUUGUUGACCUAGAAAUAUACUAGUUGCCUCCGUGUAACAACAUUGAGCUUCACAAAAGUUGAGAGACAGCAGGAACUAAGUGAAACCGGUUAUUGAAGUGGAGCAGGUAUCAGAUGACAGUGAUGUGGUUUCUCUGCAGAAGCGAUGAGACCUCCAGAAGUGCCUGUUUCAGUUCUUCACAUAAGCUCACUCGGUCAUCUUUUAUUGAGUGAGAAGAUCCAGUGAAGAAGAUCCAACGACUCCAGUAGAUGGCGAGAUUCCCAGCUUGAUUUCCAGUAACCUGGAUCUACUUUGCCACUGAACCAGCCGGAUGAACUAUCUGCUUUGUGGUCCUUCCUUUACUCCCCGUACACCGCUGGACUCGUAAACACAGCAGCAGCUUGCCUGCAGUCAGCAGCAUAUGUUGUUUUCUGCUAUUAGGCGAUGCUAUAUUCAUCUGUGAGAAAAGGGUUGGGGUGAAUAAAAUGGGGGAAGAAAGUGUUUGCAUAUUUUAUUUCCCCCCGCUGAGUGCACAGCCUCUUGUAAUGUACGCACGUAUGAAGCUAUACACUGAGGAAGUGAAAUAUGAUUGUGCUCUGGUGCCUUACUGAAAAGCACAUUUAUUACAACGGUUUAAACACAGUGGGGAUUAAAGCAGACAGUACUGCUGUCUUUAUGAUUAUGUCAUUAGUUGAAGUUAUUAAUGGGAGCUAUGGGGGUGUUUAAAUUAUUUUGUCUUCGCUGGGCAGAACUGUGUGCAUAUGUGUGUGUGUGUGUGUGUGUGUGUGUGUGUGUGUGUGUACGUCCCACCUAAUGAGUUCAGAACAAUUUGAGAGUUUUGCAGCAGCUGUCACACAGUGGAUCACCAAUGGCAUGUUUCAGCAUCCCUCCUCUCUAAGCCGACUGCAUUCUGCCAGAGGAGAUUUGUUCACAAGGCAGAUAAAAGAGGAAGAUAAAGAGGAAGAGGAGGGAGGAUUCGAGGAGGAGGAGGAGGAGGAGGAGAGUUGCUGGGGCUCGGAGCUACAGCUCUGUAUUGGCCGUUUGAACGAGAGGGGUUGGGUCUCUCUCCAUCUCUCUCACCACCUCCACUGAGAAGCAGAGUGAGCAGCUCACACACAGCUCACGCACACACACACACACACAGAGAGGCUGGAAGGACCAUGUCAGGACACGGGACAGACCAGAACUCGAGGUGCACACACACAUACCUUGCAAGACAGUGAGGAACCAGCAGGAUGAAGACGGCGGCAAAGAGUGAAGACAUCAGAGCGGGACAGGCUGAGGGGUGGACAGAGAGACAGACGGACAAAGAUGUGUGACUGAGCUGCAGUUUCCCCACCUGUCAGAGAAGUUUGAAGGAGUGCUGCUCUCAUGGCGGGACCGCCCACACAGGAGCCCUUGAAGACCCAGCAGAAGUGCAUCGCCAUCUUUGCCCUUCUCUGCUGCUCUGCUGUGCUGUUGGCGCUGAUCUUCUCAUCAGUGGACAUUUGGGGGGACGAUGAGGACGGUAUCACGGAGGAAAACUGUAGCAGAGACUGCCGCAUCGUGCUGGUGGAGAAUAUUCCAGACGACCUCUCUCUCCUCGUGGAUGGCAGACACCACCUCCCUCUCUCAGUUGGCUUUCAUACAUUGUUGGACCUGGCAAAGCACUCAGUUGAGGUGGUGUCACCUGUAUGGGCCUUAAACCCCUGGGACCUGGAAACAACGCCAAGCACUGCCAAACAGGGUCAGCUGUUGUUCCAGAGACUGCUCAGCCUGAAAUCUCGGGGGGUUAAACUGAAGAUUGCCAGCAGUCUGACUAACUCUGCUGAACUGAAGACCUUGGCAGCACACAAUGCAGAGGUUCAUUUUGUUAAUAUGACAGCUCUUAACAGAGGAGGACUACAUUCUUCAUUCUGGAUAGUGGAUCGGAAGCACAUUUACAUCGGGAGCGCUGAUAUGGACUGGAGGUCACUCUCCAAGAGGAAAGAACUGGGGGUGGUGGUGUAUAACUGCAGCUGUCUGGCUCUGGACCUCCAUCGAGUCUUUUCAUUUUACUGGCAGCUCCAUGAGAGGGACUACAUCCCCUCCAUCUGGUCGAAGAGAGUUACAGCCCUUUACGGGAGGCACAGCGCCCUGGAGCUGCAACUCAACGCCACAGAGGCCGCUGCUUAUGUGUCUACCUCUCCUGAAAUCUUCUGCGCUAAAGAUCGAACCAAAGAUGUAGAUGCCAUCUAUCAAGUCAUCCAGAGUGCAAAGACAUUUAUCUUCAUAUCCGUGACGGACUACCUCCCUCUGGUGAGCAGGAGUUUCAGAGGAACCUCAGUCACAAGGUACUGGUCAGUUAUCGAUGAGAUGAUCAGAGAGGCUGUGGUACUGAGAGGAAUCCAAGUUCGCCUGCUGAUAAGCUUCUGGAAGAAGACCCACCCCCUCACUUUCAACUUUGUCACCUCCCUCAAGUCGCUCUGCAUGCAGCUGCACAACUGUUCAUUAGAGGUGAGGUUUUUUAGUCACAAGGAGCGAGAGCAUGAUAUUCAACAUGGGCUCAAUCACAACAAGUACAUGGUGACCGACAACGCUGUCUAUAUUGGUAACCACGACUGGGUUGGGAGUGACUUUGCCAUUAACACAGGAGUUGGACUGGUGGUCAAGAUGAAAGACAGUCUUAAAGACAGAGGAGUGACAAUCCUGGAACACAUCAGGGCUGCGUUUGAGAGAGACUGGAGGUCACGUUACGCUAAGAGCCUGCAAGGAAGCAAAGAGCAGCAGGGCAAAUACAGAAACCUGCUACAAACGAAAAUUCACACGGAGUCGAAUGAGGAAAACAAGUGGAACUACCCUUUAUCUUUAUAAGCACAGAAUGUCUUCCUAUAUCUGAAAGCCUCGGAAGGAUAAAUACUCUAGAUUUUGCAGCACAUGUACACAAUAUGAGAAUGUGACUUACAUUAUUAGACUUCACUUUAAUUUUAUGACAUUAUUUUAAUAUAUUCAAUUACAGUCAAUAACGACAACAUUGAGGUAAUAAUUUGACUCACUAAAGUUGCAAGUUACAGUAAUAGUAUCUACUUAAUCAAAUGUUUACACUAUAUGAGCAUGCUAUGCUGCAUGAAUAUUGAAAGCAAUAUUCAAAUUCAAACUAUAUACUGGGACAAGCAAUAUGCUGAUUAUAAAAUCAAUAUGCUCUAUGUGAAACUUAUCUAAAUCCAUAAACAUACCCCAUCAAACUCAAAACAAAUCACAUUUAGUAUUUAAUGAUGACGCACUAUUUUUGUUUACAGUUUUAAUUUGUAUUUUAUAAACUUUGUAAUACUUUUUUUGCAUAGCAUUUAGGACUAUAUUGCCUUCAAUUGUAAUGAAUUCAGUUUCUUGAAUGCACAAGCUUAAGCAGUAGUUUUACAGCUGUUUAUCAUCUUAUCGAAAAUGAUCAUCUGACCUUAUAAAAUAUAUCUUUUUCUUAA